AUGUCUGCUGCCAUCAUCAGAGUGAAGACAGCUGAUGAGAGAAUAACACAGUCAAUAAGCCAGUUCAACAUUUAUUUGACAUCAGUUUUAGUAAACAUUGGAGUUUUUGCAACCGGCAGUCUAUACAGUUGGACUUCCCCAGCCAUUCCAAAACUACGAGCCCCAGAUUCCUGGCUGCACAUUAACACUGAUCAGGCCUCAUGGGUUGGGUCUCUUAUAGCCUUGGGGUCGAUGUUUGGACCAUUUGUAGGAGGUUAUCUAGUGGACUUGGUUGGGAGGCGGCCUGUGAUGGUAGUUGCAGUAGCGAUGGGUCUCAUGUCUUGGGCAGUGCUCUACCACGCAGAGACAGUCUGGGAACUGUGUGUGGCACGGGUUGUAGCAGGCGUGGGUGGUGGCAUCAUCUUUACAACAGUACCACUCUACUUGGCUGAAAUAGCUCAGGAUGAGGUACGAAGUGCUCUGGUGUCUCUUUUCAACGUGUUCUUCACAGCAGGUCUUUUAUUAGAGUAUUUGGUUGGGCCGUACGUCUCAUACUGGUCACUUGUGUGGGUAUCCUGUGUGGCUCCUGUUAUCUUCUUCAUUUGUAGUCCAUGGAUACCGGAGUCACCAUAUUUCCAUCUUCAGCACCACUAUGAUCAAAAGGCCUACAAUAAUUUAACGUGGCUAAGGAAAGGCGCAUCUGACGAGCAAAUUGCUGAGGAACUUAGAAAAAUUAAGGAAUCCCUUGAAGAAGCAAGGAACAAUAAAGGUUCAGUGAUGGACCUGUUCUCUCGAAAAGGUAACCGAAACGCUCUGCUGCUCUCGUGUGGGUGUAUAAUGUUCCAGCAGCUCAGUGGUAUCAACGUCAUGCUCUUCUACUCCCAGACAAUAUUCCAGCUGGCUGGUCAGUUCUCUCUAGAUCCCAGUGAGUCCUCGGCUCUGGUCGGGGUUAUACUGCUGUUGGCUGCAUGUGCAGCAGUGCCUUUCACCCAUGUUUUUGGCUUGAAGAUAAUGCUGCUUGUUUCUAGCCUUGGCAUGUCAUUCUUCCUGGGUCUAAUGGGGCUGUACUUUUUCCUGCUUGAUGAGGGAAAGGACAUAUCAAAUUUCCGUUGGAUGCCGCUGAUCAGCCUUAUUGGAUAUGUUAUAAUUUAUUCCUUUGGAUUUGGGCCUCUACCGUGGGCGUUGAUGGCAGAAGUGUUUCCUCCGAAUGUAAAAGGCCUCGCAUCUGCUCUUACUUCUUCAUGCUGUUGGGCCAUGAGCUUUCUACUGACCAAACUGUUUCCACUUCUAGUCGAUAUUAUUGGUGCUCAGUACCUUUUCUGGUCUUUUGCUGCAUUUUGUAUACUUGCGUUCUUAUUUGUCUUGAUUUUGAUACCUGAUACCAGAGGUAUGAGUUUCCAAGAGAUUCAAGAUCUUCUUAAUAAAUCUUUGAUACCAGACCAAAUGCCUAAGUUAAUUUGUAUAGAGUUUUUCAAACCAGUCUAGUUUUGUAAUUUUGUUUAAUACUUUGAAUUAUAAAACUAUUGUACUAGUAUAUUUUUAUAAUGUUACUAUAUUUAAAAUUUAUUGUAAUGAUCACAGUUGGCUAUGUUAUUUGAAUUAUUUAGUAUUGUUGAUAUAACAUAAAUUUGUAAUUGUAGUGAAUUGGACAAACUGCAUUUUCUGUUUUUUUUUUUAUAUAUAAUAAAUUAGGUUUACAAGAAAUGGUUUUAAUUUAUUCCAUACGAUAUUUUCAUUGAUUGGUCGUAAAACAACAUAAGUACGGUAGAUAAGUGACAUAAGGAAAUAUCAUGUCCUUGUAAAUAAUAUUUGACUCAUAAUUUGUAUUUUCUAUGUACGUUCCUGCAUGUAUUAACAGAAAUCAGCUGCUUGGCGGUAAACAGAUGAUAGAUUGAAUUUUUUGGAAGUUUUUAAAUACAUAUAAUAACUCAAAUAGAUAACUACAUAUUUUCAAGUAAAAGUCUUACUACCUGGGAGUCCACAUUAUAGUCUUAUCAAAUCAGUAUUUGUUGUUCUUUAAAUGUAGCUAUCUCCAAAUCUCUUUAAAAUGGCUUGGUAUUUUCUUCCAAAGUUUUUUUAUUUUAAAAUUAAUGAAUAACAAUUUUACUUUUAACAUUUUCAUCUAAACACAUGAAUUUGCACAGAAGUUUUUAUUAAAUUAUCAUCUUAAUUUUAUUUUUGAUCGGGCAGUUCAAAACUUUGGCAUUGGUUACAUUGGGACCUUUUAAAGUCAUUGUCUUGGGCAUGUAAUUUACAAAACUAAUACUUAAAAGAUGUUAUUUAUCACAGAUUUAAUUGAGCAGAUUUUGUUAAUAUACAGAGGCUGAUGCCUUGUUUGAAUGCACAAACUGCUAGACUGCUCAGGGUGUACUAUACUAUAAACCACUUUGGAAAAGAAGGUAGUACCUCAGAAUUUUUAAAUGGUUUUGCUAGAUUUCAUAGAAAUCAAGAGGAGAUUUCUUUUGCAUUUUCUCUAAUCAUGGUCCCUAGGAACUAAAACCACUUAAAUAAAAUUACAGUAGAGUCCCGCCGAUCCGAACCCCGCCAAUCCGAAAAUCCGCCUAAUCCGAACACGGCUAGGAGAAAAUAUAAAAUUGCUAAAAAGGCAGGAAAAUAAAUUAAAACCAGUUAUUAUAGUAAAACGUAAGUUUUAUUUCUCAAAGCAUUUACUUACUGACAUAUAGAAACUGAAAUUACAUUUGAA
This is a messenger RNA of Homalodisca vitripennis (glassy-winged sharpshooter), 2683 nucleotides long. RefSeq names its product facilitated trehalose transporter Tret1-like. The record is from RefSeq and is a predicted model, not a curated record. The coding region runs from base 1 to 1464 and encodes 487 amino acids. The transcript has 7 exons. Gene Ontology annotation, molecular function: sugar transmembrane transporter activity. Gene Ontology annotation, biological process: transmembrane transport; carbohydrate transport. Gene Ontology annotation, cellular component: membrane. Lineage: Eukaryota; Metazoa; Arthropoda; Insecta; Hemiptera; Cicadellidae.